CAAUGGCAGCCCAGCUUCUAGGCAAGGUCAGCCAAUGAGAGUGCGGCAGCGGAGCAGAGCCAAUCGGAAGAGAGAGGCGGAGCGGAGGCGUCGGAGGGCAACCGGAAGCGGAGGCAGUAGAGGGAGUGGAGAGCGCGUGGGGAGCAGCGGGGCCAUGGGACUGGGGAGAAAGAAGGGACAGGGACCGGGACCGGGACCGGGAAAGGGAAAAAGAAAGGGACAAGGACUGAGACCGGGACAUGGAAAGGAACAGGGACCGGCCCCCGGGAAGGGGCCGGCCGCCGCCACGCCACGCGGCAGGAAGGAGAAGGCGUUGGUCAACCUGAAGCCCAAGCACCCCGACGAACAGGAAAUCCCCUUCCGCCUGCGGGAGCUCAUGCAGAGCCGUGAGGCUAUGAAGCACCCCAAAGCCCGGGCAAGGCGGGCAGCAGAGAAGCCACAGCGUCCCCAGGGGACCGAGGCACAGGAGGACAUCCCUGUGCCCAGGUUCCGUCGGCGCAGAGGGGAGUCGGAGCGCUCCUACGUGUGCCGCAUGGAGCGGGAGGUGCAGCAUGUGCUGGUCCUCAGCAAGAACCAGGUGCAACGGGAGCCUGAGAAGGAGGCAGCAGCACCGCAGAAGUCUCAGAGAAAGAAAGAGUUUCAGAACAAGAAGCUGGACAAACUGCGGAAGAAGAAGGAGGAGAAGAAAGAGGCUUUGCUGGAGAAGAGCCUGUUCCAAGACCCAGUGGCAUUCGGUGAAGUCGUGACAGAGCCACCCACCAUCACCUCACGGCCCCGCAGUGGGGGUCCCACUGAGAAGGCCGGUCGGAAGCGGCUCCUGCUCACACCUCACCUGGGCCAGAGCCGGGCAGCCCCCACUGUGCCAGUAUCACUGGCUCGUCAGCGCAUCGUGCAGGAGGAGCGAGCGCGUGUCAUCCAGGCCUACCGGGACAUCCAGAGGCGCAAGCAGCAGCAGCGGGACGCGGCACGGGGAGGCACCCAGCCUAGCAGUGGGGUACCAGGCUGAGCCCACCUGUCCCAGUGAGGGAAUGCAACCCCUGGACCCCCGUGUGGAGCAGCGUUUGGAUUGUACUGCCCUUGUGGCGAUCAGCUGGGCGCACAGGCAGCAAUGGGGACAUGAAACCCUGGGACUCAGUGGGGACUGUUCCCACUUUGCUGCCAGUACAGAGACCUGUGCCCUUCCCAGCACCUCGGAGUGGGCACCCUACAGAAGGCAGGGGCAUACCUAUGAGGUUAUGGGGCCACGGACCUGUUGUAGUAAAAGUGCUGAUAAAUGCUGA
Molecule: messenger RNA, 1280 nt
Organism: Meleagris gallopavo (turkey)
Lineage: Eukaryota; Metazoa; Chordata; Aves; Galliformes; Phasianidae
Gene: CCDC137
Product: coiled-coil domain containing 137
Cellular component (GO): nucleus
Source: RefSeq, a predicted model, not a curated record